CGCUCGGGGCCUUUUCAAAUCGGGAUCCGUUACCGCUUCCCGGGCAGCCGCCAUUGUCGCGCUCGGAGCCCCUCAGCGCAGGCGGCCGAGGCGGAGGCAGCGGCGGUGGGAUGGCGGACGCCGACAAGGCCGAGGUGCCCGGGGCCACUGGCGGCGACAGCCCGCACCUGCAGCCCACGGAUCCGCCGGGCGAGCCGCGGCGAGAGCCGCACCCCCCGGAGGCGGAGAAGCAGCAGCCGCAGCACAGCAGCAGCUCCAAUGGCGUUAAAAUGGAGAAUGAUGAAUCAGUGAAAGAAGAGAAAUCUGACUUAAAGGAAAAAUCUACAGGAAGUAAGAAGGCCAAUAGAUUUCAUCCUUAUUCAAAAGACAAGAAUUCGGGCACUGGAGAAAAGAAGGGUCCAAAUCGUAACAGAGUUUUCAUUAGCAACAUCCCAUAUGACAUGAAAUGGCAAGCUAUUAAAGAUCUAAUGAGAGAGAAAGUUGGUGAGGUUACAUACGUGGAGCUCUUUAAGGAUGCGGAAGGAAAAUCAAGGGGUUGUGGUGUGGUUGAAUUCAAAGACGAAGAAUUUGUAAAGAAAGCUCUAGAAACUAUGAACAAAUAUGAUCUUAGUGGAAGACCCCUGAAUAUUAAAGAGGAUCCUGAUGGAGAAAAUGCUCGUAGGGCAUUGCAACGAACAGGAGGAUCGUUUCCAGGAGGACAUGUCCCUGAUAUGGGAUCAGGGUUGAUGAAUUUACCACCUUCCAUUCUCAAUAAUCCCAACAUUCCUCCUGAGGUCAUCAGUAAUUUGCAGGCCGGUAGACUUGGUUCCACAAUUUUUGUUGCCAAUCUUGACUUCAAAGUUGGUUGGAAGAAGCUAAAGGAAGUGUUCAGCAUAGCUGGAACUGUAAAGCGGGCAGAUAUUAAAGAAGACAAAGAUGGCAAGAGCAGAGGAAUGGGCACUGUCACUUUUGAGCAAGCAAUUGAGGCAGUUCAAGCAAUUUCUAUGUUUAAUGGGCAGUUUUUAUUUGAUAGACCUAUGCAUGUGAAAAUGGAUGACAAGUCUGUUCCUCAUGAAGAGUACCGUUCACAUGAUAGUAAAACACCACAACUGCCACGUGGCCUUGGAGGCAUUGGAAUGGGACUUGGUCCAGGUGGACAGCCUAUUAGUGCCAGCCAGUUGAACAUAGGUGGUGUAAUGGGAAAUUUAGGUCCAGGUGGUAUGGGAAUGGAUGGUCCAGGUUUUGGAGGAAUGAAUAGAAUUGGAGGAGGAAUAGGGUUUGGUGGUCUGGAAGCAAUGAAUAGCAUGGGAGGAUUUGGAGGAGUUGGCCGAAUGGGAGAGCUGUACCGUGGUGCGAUGACUAGUAGCAUGGAGCGAGAUUUUGGACGUGGUGAUAUUGGAAUAAAUCGAGGCUUUGGAGAUUCCUUUGGUAGACUUGGUGGUGGAAUGGGUGGCAUGAACAGUGUGACUGGAGGAAUGGGGAUGGGACUGGACCGGAUGAGUUCCAGCUUUGAUAGAAUGGGACCAGGUAUAGGAGCUAUACUGGAAAGAAGCAUCGAUAUGGAUCGAGGAUUUUUAUCGGGUCCAAUGGGAAGCGGAAUGAGAGACAGAAUAGGCUCCAAAGGCAACCAGAUAUUUGUCAGAAAUCUACCUUUUGACUUGACUUGGCAGAAACUAAAAGAGAAAUUCAGUCAGUGUGGUCAUGUAAUGUUUGCAGAAAUAAAAAUGGAGAAUGGAAAGUCAAAAGGCUGUGGAACAGUCAGAUUUGACUCCCCAGAAUCAGCUGAAAAGGCCUGCAGAAUAAUGAACGGCAUAAAAAUCAGUGGCAGAGAAAUUGAUGUUCGCUUGGAUCGUAAUGCAUAAUUUCAAGCCAUGGUUGGAACAUUCCUACAUCUGUUUUGCUGAAUCUCCUAGUAAAAGUCAUUUUUUUAAGUAAUAUUGUAUGCUUACAAAAGCUGUAAAAAUGAACUUUUAAAACUCCCACCAGCUUUUAACAGUAUAAUGUUAAAAAUAUACUGUAAUUUUUGUUAAUCUCAAGUUUGGGUUUUUAAAGACUGCAAGUCUUGUCAUUCAGUUUAAAUGAAUGGUUAUACUGUUUUUAAUGAAAUAAGCCAUUUUCUUGUUGUUUUCAGUACUACAUAGUGGGAUUUGUUUGCUCUAGUUUCUCCAGUUUUUAUCAACUUAUUGUAAAGUAAAACAUAGAUUUUUUCCCCCCAAAACUUCUGUUUUAUAAUAUGUUUUUGUUCAUGAAAAGAAAGGUCUCAGAAGAAUUGGGAUGUGAUUUGGUUGGUUUUAAAUUACUGUAAGUUUUAGAUUCUAAAGUUCAGGAUUUUUAAAGUUUGAUUUAAAUGAAGAAAUGGAUUUUUGUCUCUGCCCCUCCCUGCCAUUCACAUUUUCUGCAUAACACUCUGAAUAAUAUCAAUCUCCACAGCCCCUUAUUUUAUUAUUUCCAAUAAUUCCAAGUUCAUAUAGAACUGAUAAUGUAGCAAGCCCCAAGUAUGAUAAUAGGCAGACUACUCCCAACUUUCUGUCUAGUUUCCAGUCAUUAAAGUGAACUGCUAAAAAAA
Molecule: messenger RNA, 2545 nt
Organism: Sapajus apella (tufted capuchin)
Lineage: Eukaryota; Metazoa; Chordata; Mammalia; Primates; Cebidae
Gene: MYEF2
Product: myelin expression factor 2
Exons: 16
Coding region: 111-1841 (576 amino acids)
Biological process (GO): regulation of mRNA stability involved in response to oxidative stress
Cellular component (GO): nucleus; cytoplasm; post-mRNA release spliceosomal complex
Molecular function (GO): mRNA binding
Source: RefSeq, a predicted model, not a curated record